Messenger RNA from Trichomycterus rosablanca, 2337 nucleotides. Its product is annotated as tripartite motif-containing protein 16-like. Bases 1 to 1707 code for a protein of 568 amino acids. The transcript is spliced from 6 exons. Gene Ontology annotation, molecular function: protein binding. NCBI's taxonomy places the organism in Eukaryota, Metazoa, Chordata, Actinopteri, Siluriformes, Trichomycteridae. The record is from RefSeq and is a predicted model, not a curated record.
AUGAUUGUUUCUGAUGAUGAUCAGAUCAACUGUGACAUCUGUGAGGAGGGGCGUGAGCUGUUGGCAGUCAAGACCUGUGUGACGUGCCUGGCUAGCUUUUGCAGUGUGCAUUUAACAUCCCAUGAAAAAAGCCAGGUGCUGAGCAAACACUGCCUGUGCGCACCAGUUGGGAACAUCAAGGACUUGCUAUGCAAGAAGCACAACAAAGUGCUGGAGUUGUUCUGCAUGAUCCACAGGGCCGCCAUCUGUUGGCAGUGUACAGCAAAGCACCGCAACUGCAAAACAUGCUCAGUGGAGGAAAUGAGGAAUGACUGGAAGGCUGCUAUUGAUCCAGUGGAAAUAGAGGUUGAGAGCCGAGAAUAUGCAACUGAUGAAGCUUUGGAAACUUUAGAAACUCUGUCAGAGGGAAUAAAGGAUGCUGCAGGAAAGAUGAUGGAGGAUGUGCGGGACUGCUACGAGACUCUAAAAAAUACCAUUGAGCAGGCUCAGAAUAGAGUCAUAGCCUUUAUAGAGAAAGAGAGGGUUGAAGCACUUCAACAAAUAGACAAUCAGAAGGAACGGCUGGAUAAUCAUAAAGUCACCUUGUCAAAUAUCAAAGAAAAGAUCGCUGAAUGUAGAAGCAAUGACUCUUACUUCAACUUCUGUCUGAUCUUGCCAGUACUACCUCCAGAGGUAGGUCAGCUAGAGGAUGUUCAGAUGGAUGGUCAUUCUGUAGAGAUAAUGAUCCAGGACCUUCAACACCUGAACAGUAGUCUGGAAUCUCAGCUCUCCGCCAUGUUUCAAAGAAGAGAAGAACUGCGAGACAAAUAUUUGGAAUCGGAUGACUUCAGAGUUGUUAGCGGACACAGCAAACGACGACGUUACCUUUUGAAGUAUUCCAGCAAGGUGACAUUUGAUCCUGUGAGUGCUAGUGCUUCACUCUUGUUCUCUGAGGAUGGCCUGGCUGUCACAGUUGAUCAUAGUGGACUUUUCACCUGGAAAGACUACCAGGUCAACCCAGAUUUAGGCUUUAGGGUGCUGUGCUCUCAGGAGUUCACCAUGGGGAAACACUACUGGGAGGUUUUGCCUCCUAAGGACAUGAACUGCAACUGGGCUGUGGGUGUGACAUAUAAAAAUGGACAGGCUCUGUACCAGAGCUUGGGCCAGGACAAAAGCUCCUGGUGUGUGAUAUGGCAUAACAAAGAAAAGGACAAGGUUAAGGACGAGAUUAGUAAUGAAUUGAAAGAUGUAUCAGUAGUGACACAGGCUAAAGAAGGAGCUGCAGAACUUGAAGAUCAGAAGUUGGAAACAGAAACGAGCCAAGAGGAAUCCCAUCUUAAAAUAUCCAGGGAGCAAAAGCUGGGGCAUCAAGAGAAGGGAAAUCAAACCCAAAUGUCUGAAACCAUGCCUGCAAAAAAGGGUGAAGAUGAAAAUGUGGCAGAUGAAGAAAAGAUGAAAGAAAAUUUGGAGGAGAAAGAAAAAGAAAUUACAGUUAAAACCAGCACUGGAUUCUUUGCCUCCCAUAAUGAGGAGAUGCAUCUGAUAUCCCAGGAGCUUCCUAAAAAAAUUGGUGUGCUCCUUGACUGCGAUCAAGGGUGGCUGUUCUUCUUUUUAGCAUCAGAUUCUAAAGUUAAGCUUUGCUAUAAGUUUCAGGCCCUGUUUUCUGCACCACUCUGCCCUGCAAUCUGGCUAAGAGAGCCAGAGAAGACAAUGAGAAUUAAUCUUUGAUUCUAAGGUGUAUGGAAAGAUGCUGGGAUUAACUAUGCUGUCCAACAGCUUCCAAUUGCCAACUCUGUGACCAAAUGUUCAAAUACAUAUUUUGGACUAAUAAUAAUUAAAAAAGCAUAACUUAUGUUUAUAACAUAUUAUCACCUUCAGUCAAAGGUAGUUUACAGUAUAUAAUUUACAAAAAUACAGUAUAAGCUUGUUAAAAAGACAUGUUUUAAAUGUUAAAAUAAUCAAUUGUUUUUCCAAUUGUUUUUCCUUCCAGAACAAGAUUAAUAAGACUUUUCUAUCACUUGUUUUCUCUUUAGUCACAGAAGGGAUCAGUGAAGGGAUCAGAGUGGUUUAGUCAUAGACAGGGAUUAUCUCACCCCAGACGACAUGCAUCAUCAAGCUGAAGGCUUCAGCUAGUUUAGAGUUGCUGAAUACAUUUGACCGCUUUCCUAAACAGAAGACUUUAUGUUACAUAAAUUGUUCAGGCCAUGUUUAGCUGUUUGUUUUGCUAAAAUGUCGGUUAUUAAAAAAAAAGAGUGACAACCAUUUUCCAAGGUUCAUGCAAAAGGCUGCAAAAAGGAAAGGAAUGUAUUCCUCUGGGUUAACUUCUCCAGAAGUUUCCUAGUCAACAGAAUAAAUAUG